Messenger RNA from Paramecium octaurelia, 854 nucleotides. The record is from the annotation of a GenBank genome assembly. NCBI's taxonomy places the organism in Eukaryota, Ciliophora, Oligohymenophorea, Peniculida, Parameciidae.
AAUGCUACAAUUGAUAAAACAAUACAUUUCAGAACAUACUUAAGAAAAGGAAAAGAAAAUUGGUAUUAAUGUUUCUUAAUAAUAUAUUUAUAGUUUAAUAUUUAGAAUAAAGUUAAUUUUCAUUAUAUGAAGAUCUGUUGAUUUUGGAAAUAAUGUUAAAUGAAAAAUUAACCUAUUAACAUUUUGAAUAAUUAUCAUCAAAAUGUCAUAAUAAGACACCAGAUGAAUUAAAACUUAGAUAUAUUAAUUGCAUUAAGAAAUUAACAGAAGAAGAUUUAAAAUAAAUUAUAGAAUUUAUUAAAAAUAAUGGUUUGGAGGGAAUAUUAUUUUAUGACAAAAAGGGAUUACAAAUUUGUAAAAUCAAUGAGGAAAUCAAAAAGAAAAAGGAUAUAACCUUAACCAAAAAGGGAAUCAAACUUUCUGAGGAACCUUUGUUGAAGAAAAAGAUUCGAAUUUAGCCAGAAGUAUAACCUUAACCAUAAAACUAUUAUUAACUUACUGAUCUAUAAAAGUAUAUUUUAUAUAGUACUAAUCCUACCUAUUAAGAAUAGAGGUUUCCAACUAAUCCUAACUAUUAAUAGUCGUAGAGGUUGAAAUAGGAAUAAUUUUAGAAUGCUUUACACGAUUUGAGCAUAUGGUACGAUAUCCCAUUUGAGAAAAUGAUCUCACUUCUCAAGGCAUGUUCAGGAAGCUUUCAUAAUUUGAAAUAAUUCUUGGAAAACAAAAAUUAUUUUAUUUAUUGGAAGCCUGAAGAGGAUCAGAAAUUAAAAACUAAAGAAGAAAUCUAAUCUUUACACUUAACAAAAGGAGUGUUAGAAGUGGAGAAAAGAAAACAGUGGUUACAAUUUGAGUGA